Cuscuta epithymum is the source of this 728-nucleotide messenger RNA. The record is from the annotation of a GenBank genome assembly. NCBI's taxonomy places the organism in Eukaryota, Viridiplantae, Streptophyta, Magnoliopsida, Solanales, Convolvulaceae.
CAGAAAUAGAAGACUUCCCAGAAGAUCAUAUCUUCGACAAUUCAACCUCAGUCAUCUACCUGAAUCAUGAAGGAAAGAAGCGCAUUUUGAUUAUCAAAGAAAUAAACAAAUACUGCGACGGAACGCUGAAGAUCAUCAGAAAUAGAAUGAAAUCAAAGAGAGAAGGACUUGUCAAGAAAUCAACUGAAGCCACAAAGAAAGAAAUCAAAGAACUGGAAAGAGUUGAUGAAGUUCUGAAGGCCAUCAAUAAGCAAAUCGAUGAUAGAAGAUCACUCAGAAAUUACGAGCAUGCUCUCAAUCUUAGAAAGCAUUAUUUUAAAGCUCAGAAGUGAAGAAAAGAAGAAGCAAGAACAUCUGAUCACAAAGGGGGAGAUUGUUAGAGAUAUUUUCAUUAUAAUUGUGAUCAAUGUUACUUAGCUCUUUAUAUUUAGCAUCUUAAUUAAAUAGAUUAGCUAGAAUAAUGAAUAGGCCUUUUAAGGCAAUUUGUAAUAAAAGGUUUUAUACCUUUUUAGGUAUGGGCCUCCUAGAAAAAGGAGCCCAAAUGAUUGUAAAACCUACCUUUCCCGUCAGGCUAUAUAUAUGCCUUAAGGGAAAGGCUAGGUUAAGCUUUUCAGAUAUUCUCAUACCCUAGUGCCGCAGAGCCUAUAUCGGUGAUAGAAGUUUUACGCUAAGUUUUGUUCAUCAUUCUGUAAACUUCUUCAUCAUUCAAUGGAAAGCUUCAUUCCCAG